UUAUCCAGUCAUUAUAAUGAUAUGAUUUCAAAAUUUGCUUCUGCCUCCCAUUUGGUAAAAUCUACCAGUGGAGAAACCCACCCAGUGGACCACCCCCUGAGCAGCAUAAAUUACUGAGGGAGACCCCCUCACCCCUCUGGUCAGUGAAAUCUACUGGGGGACCCCCCAUCCCCUCGAAAUUCAUUUCUGCUUAAGUGCUUGAUGUGGAGUGAUGUGUGUGUGGGUGGAGUGCUGACAUUCUUUUCGGAUUUAGUACUAUUUAGAAACUUUAUGCAUCUGUAUCCCAGGAUAGGUGUAUAGGCAACACGGUCUGUCCCAUAGUGAGUCUUAUUCCUUUAAAAAGGGGUGGUGAAAAGAACACAGACACAACCUUCCCUUAAAUGUAAAUUAAGGUGUAACAACUUAGGAGGAAAUGUAGGAUGGCGUGUUCGUCACAAGCCCUAACUUGCCUGGUAAUCUGUUUAAGAGUGGGCGUGAAGAGUUGAAAAGAAGGAUAUUAAGGAGUAAAGCAGGAGUAAAUAGUAGUCUUCAUUUCAAGCUGGAGGUAUCUCUGUGAGUGUUCCUGAGGUCCUCGAGAAUCUCAUUUAUAUUCUGUGUACUUGAUCGACAAAUAAGUAACAGAAGCUACGCUGAGCAACAGGUUGCUUUCAGGUUCCAGACAGCAGUACACAAGAAUGAGAUGAAGCAUGUGAGACAGAGAUCAAACAGAAACCAGCCAGAGAACAUCAAUGGCACAGAACGACGUUGCCUUCUCCUCUUCCUUACUCUCUUCCUCCAUCCACAAUGCCACAGGUGGGCAGAACAUACUGGGCAAUGUGCCCACUGCUUUGGGGGCCCUCAUCCUGGUUCUGGCCUUUCUCCUCGGCUGCCCUGGAAACCUGUUCAUUAUAUGGAGCAUCCUUGCACGUAGCCAGAAACAAUCUGUUCCCACCCUUCUCUUUCUACACCUAGCCUGUGCUGAUGGCUUCCUGAUGGCGCUCACACCGUUCUUUGCAGUCUACCUGGCUAAGCGUUCGUGGGAGUUUGGCAACAUUAUGUGCAAGGGGCUAUUCUACCUGUGCAGCACCAACAUGUACGCUUCCAUCCUCCUAAUCUCACUCAUGAGCCUGUACCGACUGGUGGCGGUCAUGUGGCCCCAGCGUCUGCGCGCUGUCACGGGCUGGAGGACUGUACUGUGGGUUUUAGCUGGACUCUGGAUGCUGGUGCUGGUCUUGUCUUCCCCUGUCUUGAUAUUCCGACAGAACAGUGAGACUGAAGAAAAUGGAACUCGACGUACAGUUUGCACCACCAAUCACACCCUUCCGCAGCAUGUUAUUUUUCACUACACCUUAGAGACACUGCUAGGAUUUCUCCUGCCCUAUGGGGUGAUCGUGACCAGCUACGUGUGUAUUCUGCGGCGAAUACGGCAAACUAGAUUCCGCCGCAAGAUACGCAGUGAGAGGCUAAUCUUGGCAAUUGUGGUGAUUUUUGCAAUCUUCUGGCUCCCAUAUCACAUCAUCAACGUGGUGCAGAUAGCAGCCGUGCUCUGUCCCGUUUCUUCCCCCCUAAAAGCCCGGUUGGAUGACAUUUGGCAGUCAAGCCGCACAGUCACGUCCGCCCUGGCCUUCAUCAGCAGCUGUGUCAACCCCGUGCUCUACCUCAUUGCCGGGAAGGCUUACAUCCAGAAGGCAGGCUUAGCUUUCAUGGUGCGGCUGUUUGAGAGCACUGAUUCGAGCAUCAAGGGAGGCCGGAAAAUCAGCCAGGAUACUCAGGAACAGGGGAGAGACGGGCAAAGUCUCAAGGAGGUAGAGUGCUUUGGUCAAUACAAAUGUGACGCUUAAGCAAUAGCAGAAAUGCCACUGCGAUGAUACUUGACAGUUUCUUAAAAGAUUGUUUUUUUCCAUAGCCCCUUAUCAGUUUUCAUUUAUCGCUCUAUUUUUUGUGACCUACUCAGCACAACGCAGGGCUAACUGCAGUCUGGUCUGAUACAUGUUUGUUGCAACACUAAAUUGAAUCUUGGUUCUUUUAUAUAACAUGUGGAUGAUUCGCACCUAUUUUUCACCACAGCCUGAUACAGUACAUUGUAGAUUCCAUAGCUCAAAGUGGAACAGAUUAUCAGGAGGCUUGUUUACCUAAACAGAAAGAAUAUUAGUGCUAAUCAGGGACUGUAAGAUGCUCAAUAAAGGACUGCACACAGGAACAGGACUUACUAUGAGAUUUGGCCAGAAAGCUGGCUUGUCCAUAUUAGCCACAGAUACGCCAAGCAAAGUCAGUACUAGCAAGUUGCGGGGCUCGAAGGAAAACGACCAUUUUGAGACGAUGAAUUAUCCAUUGGAGGUGAUUUGAGAAAUAGAGAUUAAAAGCCUAGUGUGCAAGGUCAGAAACUGCCAAGUUUAACCCAGUGGAAGCCAAAUGGUUAAGGGUUAAAAUUCUAGUUAUUUAAUACAUUUUUGAGUUUUAUUGGAAAAGGUCAAGGAAUCAUUACUUAUAUCAAAAUCAGUCAGUGGCAAGACCCAGAAAACACAGAAAUACAAUUAUGUGCGUGAUGGAAUAAUAUAUUUUUUUAUUCUAAAAUAAACGUGAAAAUUAAUGUAAAAGC
Messenger RNA from Paramormyrops kingsleyae, 2578 nucleotides. Its product is annotated as leukotriene B4 receptor 1-like. Gene Ontology annotation, cellular component: plasma membrane. The record is from RefSeq and is a predicted model, not a curated record. Gene Ontology annotation, molecular function: leukotriene receptor activity; complement receptor activity. Gene Ontology annotation, biological process: phospholipase C-activating G protein-coupled receptor signaling pathway; complement receptor mediated signaling pathway; inflammatory response. Lineage: Eukaryota; Metazoa; Chordata; Actinopteri; Osteoglossiformes; Mormyridae.